Molecule: messenger RNA, 1902 nt
Organism: Arabidopsis thaliana (thale cress)
Lineage: Eukaryota; Viridiplantae; Streptophyta; Magnoliopsida; Brassicales; Brassicaceae
Gene: SQS1
Product: squalene synthase 1
Exons: 13
Coding region: 301-1533 (410 amino acids)
Biological process (GO): lipid biosynthetic process; farnesyl diphosphate metabolic process
Cellular component (GO): endoplasmic reticulum membrane
Molecular function (GO): squalene synthase [NAD(P)H] activity; transferase activity, transferring alkyl or aryl (other than methyl) groups
Source: RefSeq, marked reviewed
CUCUUUUUCAAUUUCAUUGGCUCUGACAUUUUGUUUUUAAUUAAAAAGGAAGAAACAAACAAAAUGUGAAUCCUUGUGAGUUGGCUCACUGGCAAAAAAGAAAGAAAAAAAAUUCAGAAGCCUUUGUUUUCAUCGAUGAAUAAAUUAACAAACAAAACUAAAAAAUAGGAUAUUCGCUGGCCGAAUCGCGUCGAUCCACAUCGCAGGUGAGGGUUCCUGCAAUUUAUCCCUCGUGGUCUCUGAAUCUCAGAUCGUCGUCAACGAAUCCUCCAUUUUCUGAAUCAAAAUUUUCUGGAAACAAUGGGGAGCUUGGGGACGAUGCUGAGAUAUCCGGAUGACAUAUAUCCGCUCCUGAAGAUGAAACGAGCGAUUGAGAAAGCGGAGAAGCAGAUCCCUCCUGAGCCACACUGGGGUUUCUGCUAUUCGAUGCUCCACAAGGUUUCUCGAAGCUUUUCUCUCGUUAUUCAGCAACUCAACACCGAGCUCCGUAACGCCGUGUGUGUGUUCUACUUGGUUCUCCGAGCUCUUGAUACUGUUGAGGAUGAUACUAGCAUACCAACUGAUGAAAAGGUUCCCAUCCUGAUAGCUUUUCACCGGCACAUAUACGAUACUGAUUGGCAUUAUUCAUGUGGUACGAAGGAGUACAAGAUUCUAAUGGACCAAUUUCACCAUGUUUCUGCAGCUUUUUUGGAACUUGAAAAAGGGUAUCAAGAGGCUAUCGAGGAAAUUACUAGAAGAAUGGGUGCAGGGAUGGCCAAGUUUAUCUGCCAAGAGGUAGAAACUGUUGAUGACUACGAUGAAUACUGCCACUAUGUUGCUGGGCUUGUUGGUUUAGGUUUGUCGAAACUCUUCCUCGCUGCAGGAUCAGAGGUUUUGACACCAGAUUGGGAGGCGAUUUCCAAUUCAAUGGGUUUAUUUCUGCAGAAAACAAACAUUAUCAGAGAUUAUCUUGAGGACAUUAAUGAGAUACCAAAAUCCCGCAUGUUUUGGCCUCGCGAGAUUUGGGGCAAAUAUGCUGACAAGCUUGAGGAUUUAAAAUACGAGGAGAACACAAACAAAUCCGUACAGUGCUUAAAUGAAAUGGUUACCAAUGCGUUGAUGCAUAUUGAAGAUUGCCUGAAAUACAUGGUUUCCUUGCGUGAUCCUUCCAUAUUUCGGUUCUGUGCCAUCCCUCAGAUCAUGGCGAUUGGAACACUUGCAUUAUGCUAUAACAAUGAACAAGUAUUCAGAGGCGUUGUGAAACUGAGGCGAGGUCUUACUGCUAAAGUCAUUGAUCGUACAAAGACAAUGGCUGAUGUCUAUGGUGCUUUCUAUGAUUUUUCCUGCAUGCUGAAGACAAAGGUUGACAAGAACGAUCCAAAUGCCAGUAAGACACUAAACCGACUUGAAGCCGUUCAGAAACUCUGCAGAGACGCUGGAGUUCUUCAAAACAGAAAAUCUUAUGUUAAUGACAAAGGACAACCAAACAGUGUCUUUAUUAUAAUGGUUGUGAUUCUACUGGCCAUAGUCUUUGCAUAUCUCAGAGCAAACUGAGUGAUCCAUGUAAGCGAGUCUGAUUGUAUCACCAUCAUUCAAGAUGUUCAGAGCAAAUUUGAGUGAUGAAGUAAUCUAGGUUGAUUCUUAUUCACGCCACUGAAUCCUAAGCAAGAUUGUUUCCAGAACAAACAGAGUUUAAGCAUGGUUUAGUCUAAAACCAUGGAUUCUAUUUUAGUUACUACCUUCGUUAUCUAAACGUGCAUUUGUUCAUCUAUUUUUAUUCCUUGUGUUUAAAGUUCUUUCUUUGUUUAGUUGCGUUUCUUCUUUCGUUCUCUUUUGGCAUGUUUUAAGAUUAAUUUUACCAACAACAACCAGAUAAAAUCCAAAUGCAAUAAGAAAGAAAGAAAAAUGACAAUCGAAGACUGA